UUAUGCAUGUUAUUUCUUGUAAAAAGGCAAAGAAACGUUUGGCUAGGAGAAAAUUUUUGGUGAGGAGAUGCGUGUUCUCAAUAAAAAAUUUGAUGUUGCUGAGAAAAUUUUGAUAACGAUUGUUUUAGAAUAGUGUUUUGUUUAAUUUUGUUUGAAAAAUUUUAAAAUGUUUGGAUCAAUUUUCUUGGCAAAAUUAAUUUUGAAACGUUUGUGAAAGCAAAAUGAUUUGAGAGCACGUGCGAUCCAAAACUCCACUUUGAGAAGAGAAAGGGCGAUGCUGAGGAGGGUGUUUGCUGUGGACUUCUUACCUGAUGCAGAAUUCAAAAUGACUUAUCGAUUGACUAAAUGUACCUUCAAAAAAUUACUGGAAAUUGUGAGCCCUCAUUUAACUACAUCCAGAUGGAACAACCGUCUCUUCCCGGAAACAAAGCUUUUAAUUGCUUUGAGGUUUUUCGCAAGUGGUUCGUACCAACUUUGUAUUGGAAAAAAUCGUGAAACGAGUUCCGCACAGUCCACUGUUUCGAAAGUGCUCACUGAGGUUAUAAACGUCUUCGAACAUGUUGUGUGCCCUCAAUUCAUUACUUUUCCUACUUUACAAGAGAGAGAAGAGAUCAAAGAGUGGUUUGUCACAAAACAUAAAAUUCCUAAUGUGAUAGGUUGUAUCGAUGGCACCCAGAUAGGUAUUUAUCCUCCAUCCGAAAACGAAAAUGUAUACAUGAAUAGGAAGGGAUUCCAUUCAAUUAAUGUUCAAAUUAUUUGUGACCACACGUACAGAAUUAGAAAUGUUGUGGCCAAAUAUCCCGGCAGUGCACAUGAUUCGUAUGUGUACAAAUACUCAACCAUUCGAGACCAACUGCAGGAUGAAUUCCUGCAUGGCAAUGAUAGCCAAUGGCUGCUUGCCGACUCCGGUUAUCCUCUCGAACCUUGGAUGUUGACGCCAUUUGCUGCCAACUCCGAAGACCCGCAUGAAAUUUUAUACAACAGGCAUUUUUGCGGAGCCUGUUGCCUUGUAGAAAGAGUGAUAGGUUUACUCAAAGGACGCUGGCGGUGCCUGUUUCCAAUGAGAAGUAUUUGUUUAUUUAUAUUUAUUGAAAAAACAUGCCUUACAAUUGAAUCUUUGGGAACUUGCACCGAGAAAGAAAUUAAUAAUAUAAAAAAUGGCAACAUAGGAGAUCGCGACUUUCAAACAUACAAUAAAAGUAAUAUCGAGAGGCCACUCCAUGGAUGUUAG
Messenger RNA from Planococcus citri (citrus mealybug), 1231 nucleotides. RefSeq names its product putative nuclease HARBI1. The record is from RefSeq and is a predicted model, not a curated record. NCBI's taxonomy places the organism in Eukaryota, Metazoa, Arthropoda, Insecta, Hemiptera, Pseudococcidae. The transcript is spliced from 4 exons. Bases 275 to 1231 code for a protein of 318 amino acids.